CCAUAGAGCUCAGUGCCUAGCUAGGCCUCCACCAGCCACUUCCGCCCGUCAGCCUAAUACCGCGCCUGCGCACCGCUUCUCUUCCUCUCUGGGCUCGGACCGGCAACAUGGCCAAACGUACCAAGAAGGUUGGGAUCGUCGGUAAAUACGGGACCCGCUAUGGGGCCUCCCUCCGGAAAAUGGUGAAGAAAAUUGAAAUCAGCCAGCAUGCCAAGUACACUUGCUCUUUCUGUGGCAAAACCAAGAUGAAGAGACGAGCUGUGGGCAUCUGGCACUGUGGUUCCUGCAUGAAGACAGUGGCUGGCGGUGCGUGGACGUACAAUACCACUUCCGCUGUCACAGUAAAGUCCGCCAUCAGAAGACUGAAGGAAUUGAAAGACCAGUAGACGCUCCUCUACUCUUUGAGACAUCACUGGCCUAUAAUAAAUGGGUUAAUUUAUGUAAUAAAAU
Molecule: messenger RNA, 450 nt
Organism: Sapajus apella (tufted capuchin)
Lineage: Eukaryota; Metazoa; Chordata; Mammalia; Primates; Cebidae
Gene: RPL37A
Product: ribosomal protein L37a
Exons: 4
Coding region: 108-386 (92 amino acids)
Biological process (GO): translation
Cellular component (GO): ribosome
Molecular function (GO): structural constituent of ribosome
Source: RefSeq, a predicted model, not a curated record